Molecule: messenger RNA, 3248 nt
Organism: Neoarius graeffei (lesser salmon catfish)
Lineage: Eukaryota; Metazoa; Chordata; Actinopteri; Siluriformes; Ariidae
Gene: vamp4
Product: vesicle-associated membrane protein 4
Exons: 9
Coding region: 280-741 (153 amino acids)
Biological process (GO): vesicle-mediated transport; Golgi ribbon formation
Cellular component (GO): membrane
Source: RefSeq, a predicted model, not a curated record
UUUUUCAUUUCCUGGUCAUAUGACAGGCGACUGAGUGCACUGCUGCUCCUUCCUGCUUACACCUCGGCAGAAAAUCAGCUCUUUCACCGUAGUGUUUCUUUGUAAUCGUGCUGUAAACUGAAUAUUCAACCCAGAAGGACAACAAACUACAGUUUUUCCCUCUUCUCCUGAUUUCUGGAUCAUUCACCCUGCACGUGGGCCAGAAGAGAGUCUAUUUUCCGUCCGUUUUUUCCAACGCAACAAGCCGAAAGUAAUCUCAAAGAGAAGACAGUGGAUUCAAUGAGGGAGCCAGAGAGGGAGGAGCAGACUGACGCCAGCAUGCCUCCCAAAUUCAAGCGGCACCUGAACGACGAUGAGGUCACUGGCUCAGUACGCAGUGAGAGGAGGAACUUGCUGGAAGAAGACUCUGAUGAGGAGGAAGACUUCUUUUUAAGAGGACCAACUGGACCCAGGUUUGGCCCGCAGAAUGACAAAAUCAGACAGGUGCAGUCUCAGGUUGAUGAGGUGAUUGAUGUGAUGCAGGAGAACAUCUCGAAGGUGAUUGAACGUGGAGAGCGUCUAGAAGACCUGCAGGAUAAAUCUGAGAGCCUGUCGGACAAUGCAUCUGCGUUCAGCAGCCGGGCCAAACAGCUACACCGGAGGAUGUGGUGGAGGGACAUAAAGAUGAAGAUGAUCGUGGCAUUAGUGAUAGUCGUAUUGCUGCUUAUUAUAAUUAUCCCUGUGAUACUGCGGUAUCACUAGUUUCCUGCACGGAGGUUGGAGGCUUCAUCUGCUCUCCCUCCAUCCUCCUCCUCCUCCAUCGCCAUUCCUGUACAGAAGUAUUGGGUGCUGCGAGACCCACUGAAUGGUCUCCCUGAAGCUUCAGUAGGAUCAUCUACAACACUGAGGCAGUGAAGAGUGUGUGCGCACGUGUCUGUGUGGGCUUAUGCUCUUUUGAAUAGGUCAACACACCAUUCCAAGUGGUCCACCCUACAUCCACACCCUACUCAUGCAGUAAAUGUAUAUACAUGGUAGUGUUUCUAAGUCUAGAACCAGUCUUAGUCUUAAGGUUUAUAUCCAAUUUUAUUAUUAUAUUGUUACAAAGACCUCAACCAUUCCACCCAUGCUUACCAGCACACAAACGCACACACUCAUAUGUGUUUGUCAUUUUCCCCUCGCAUUAGUGGAAUUAGGUCACCAUGCAUUCGAUGAAGCCUUCACUCUGUACUGUUAAUAUGAUCUCGUAAAAGUUUUAAACAAAUUAUUAGAGUUAAUCCAAGAUCCACUGGUGGAGAAAGAGACACUUUUAAACAUCGGUUUCUGUAGUCAUUUUCUCUCCAAGGAAAUACUUUUCACUUAUUUGGCAGGUGUUUAAAAAAAAAAAAAAAAGAGUUAAACGAUCGUGGCUAAUUGUGGCGAGUUGUUCUAGUGUUUUGGCUUUCACAGAGCACUUCUUGUAUUGAUUGGCUAGCUCGUUUUUUUUAAUAAUUUGGCAAGUUCUACUUUGACGGGCUUACUGCUUUUAUAAGCUUCAUUAAGAUGUAAGGUCAUGCAAACCUGAAUACUCCUGAUCCAUUUACAGCAGUGAGGUGCUGAAAUGAGCUGAAAUUCUAAUCUGUAGCGUAAUAAAUGUAAAUUUUUAAAAGUGUGUGUGUGUAUAUAUACCAUUCAAAUGUAAAGCUGGCAAAAAAUUAUGAUUCAGCUGGCUUGCACUGAAUAUAUCCAAUAAACUAGGACCAGAAUUAACUGCAGUAUUUUUUUUGGACAGGACAUACGGAAACGAUAUGCUUGUUACCAGUGCAUAGGAGUUUAAAAGCCUACACUGUUGCUUGCUUUAAAAGGGAGGAAUGAGCACAGUGUUUGGAUUUAGUAAUGCUGAAAGAUGGUUCGAUGAGUAAUCAGAUUUGUAAAGCCUGUAGGUGAAUUGCUAUUGAUUUGUUUCGCUGUUUAAUGGGAGGCAACAUGGAAAAUUUACAUCUGUAAAUUUGUAUCAACUUGUAUUGCUUUAAUGAUGUACUAUUCUUUUGUAUUUAAUUUAUCUGUAAAUAUCCAUUCCUUGAACAAGGGAAUUGCAUAACUAGACUGUGAACUACCUUUGCGUUUUGAAAUAAAUUGGUUUUAAAGCGAGUCUGGCUGGAUAAGUUUCAGAAGCAGAAGAGUGAGAUGAAAACGUUUCCCACCCUAAACUAAAACUACCCACAUUGAUGUCUCGCUUCCUUCUCAUCAUCGCUUUGCUCUCUUCUCUCUACUGUAAAUUUCAUUAUUCAGGUUUUUACUAGAUUCUGUGCUGCUCAAUACGGUCCCUUGUCACUACUAAAACAGCUUUGAUUUUAAAAACUCGUCAUUCCAGCUUUUAUUUCCUGCCUUUACCUUUUUCCCCUGCUUUAAUGCUGCUUCCCUCAAUUUUUUUUCCAUCUUCCAAUUUAUAUCCCAUUCCCUCUGUUCUCAUUGCCAGUGUGUGGUUGGUUUCUGCAGGUCCAGAGUAGGCAGCAGCACCAAGCCAUGGCAACGAACACAAAGACACAUUAAAUACUGCAGCAAUAGCCAGCCUAUUUUUAGGGAGAUGCAAUAGAUGGAACAGUAUUCAGUUUCUUUCUCACUGUCUCUUUAUAUCCCACUUUAUUUUUCCAUCUCGUGUAAUCUCCUCAGCUUUAUGCAUGUAAAGCUUGUAUCGAUAUGGUGUAUCAAGACCUGCUGAAAACUGAGCUAAGAAGUACAGACAUGAGCCUGAUCACUGUGCUUCUGGUUUGAAUCUUACGUAAGUCUCCAUACAACCAAAUCCCCCUGCAUGUCACUUUGAGGUUGAAAAUUAGGUUACUAGUGUUUUUUCAUCAUGAUAACGAUGAAAAUUUCAUAGUAUGUUUCAUAUUUUCAGGGAAGCCAUGUUCUAAAGGUUAGAGAAGCAGCUUUGGGACCAAAAGGUUGCCGGUUUGAUUCCCUGAACCAACAGGAAUGGCUGAAGUGCCCUUGAGCAAGGCACGGAACCCCCAACUGUUCCUUGGGCCGCCCACUGUUGUGGGUAUGUCAGGGUCUUGUUGUACGUCGCUCUGGAUAAGAGCGUCUGCUAAAUGCCUGUAAUGUAUUUAAUAUAUGAAAUGUAUAAUGUAUACAACUUGACAAAUAUAGUUAUAUUACAUUAGUUACAGUCAGAAGUUUACAUACCGUAAGUGGCCAUGAAUAUCAGGGCAAUAUCAUGGCACUAUUUCUUUGAAUUGUUCUUUUUCUGUGGCAGAAUGAUUGUAUACCAUACAUCUUUAAAAGAAAUAAAA